Molecule: messenger RNA, 1734 nt
Organism: Stylonychia lemnae
Lineage: Eukaryota; Ciliophora; Spirotrichea; Sporadotrichida; Oxytrichidae
Source: the annotation of a GenBank genome assembly
AUGAUCAAGCACGAACAAACUCUUCCUCAAUGCAAAGCCAGCAGCAUCCAUUCACGGACAAUAGCUUAAAAACAAGAUCUUCCCGGAAUCAGAUAACCUUUUCUAGUUUAAGGUACGACAGGCCUUUCACUUCCUCAGAGAUUAUUGAUUAGAAGAGAUCCUCUAAUAGUGGAAAGUGAUACAAAGAAACUAAUUCUAUAUUAGAACAAAGAUGACUCUCAUAUUUAUGAAAAUGGAGACUUACUUGAACAUGAGAGUAUAAAUGUAGACAAAGUUACGCUAGAUGAUUUUGAAUUUGAACUUUUGCUCGGCAAGGGAACUUAUUGCACUGUUUUCAAGACUAAAUUUAAGCCAAAUUAAAAAAAUUAUGCACUCAAAAAGCUCGACAAAAAAUACAUAAUAAAAAACAAAAAGUAAAAAGAUCUUAUCUAAGAAAAGAAACUUCUGAUGUAAAUGAAUCAUCCGAAUAUCGUCAAACUAUACUAAACAUUCCAGGAUGAUAAUUAUGUUUAUUUUAUGUAUGAAUACGUGAAGAGAGGUACUUUAGCAAGAAUGAUUAGGAAAUUUAAACAUUAAUUUCCAUUAGAGUUGGCUAGAUUUUAUGCGGCUGAGAUAGUUUAAACUCUAUAACAAUUAAAAUUAAAUAGUAUUGUUCAUAGGGAUUUAUAAUCUUAAAACAUUCUUAUUGAUCGUGAUUACCAUGUCAAAAUCUGUGAUUUCGGUGAUGCAUUGAAAAUCUCAGAAAUAGAUAUUUUGAAUUAAACUCGUUAAAGCCACCUAUCUCUUGCCAGUUAAUAAGGAAAUUUUGUUGGUUCAAUAUUUUAUGCCCCACCUGAGCUGAUUGAAGAUAAUUAUACUACCUUUGCCUCUGAUCUUUGGUCAUUAGGAGUUUUAAUAUAUGAAAUGGUAGUCGGAGAACUGCCUUUUAAAAGUGAUUAGGUCUGGGAGACAAUGCAAAAAAUUACAAAUAUGGAAUAUAGAUUUCCUGUAGGAAUAGAUCUCCUGACUCAGGAUCUUAUCAAAUAGUUAUUAUAACGAGAACCUAAUCUUCGAUUAGGAGCUGGUUUAAAGGGCUCCUCCAAUGACUUAAAUGCUUUAAAAAGACAUCCAUUUUUCAGCGGGAUAGACUUUGAUAAUCUUUAUAGGCAACCUCCACCAAUUAAGAAAAAUAGAGAUUAGUCUCCUUUUUAAACAUUCCAAACAUGCGAAACGGAAAGAUCGGAUAACAGAUCAAAUGGCUCUGCAACAAGGACAAAGAGUUACAAUUAAUAAGUAGUCGAAGAGGUUGCAACUUUUGGUAAAUUAGCUAGGACUGAAUCCGAGGUUAAUAUAAUUACAUUGAAAAAAAGACGAGAUACAAAACUACCUCCAAAAACAAAUACUUUUUUUUCUCCGCCAUCUAUUAGGAGUCAGGUUCGAGACAAUAUGUUAAAUAUAAAAGAAAUUAAAAGAGGCUAGCUCAAGAAAAAGAAUAGAUUUUUCAUUAAUCAGAUAAGGAUAUUUGUUUUAACUAGUGAACCUAGAUUGAAAUACUAUAAGAAUGCGAAUGAUUUUAGAGGUGAAAUACCCUUGACUUAAGAAGUAUCAGCCGAACUUCUUAAGGAUGGAUCAUUCAAAUUAUAAACACCACGCAAAAUGUAUAUUAUGAAAGAAACUGAACCUGGUGAUGCCCAAGACUGGGUAGUAAAUAUCAAUAAAGCUGUGAAGUUAUAUAGUUAAAAUCUAACAAGGUGA